ACCGUUUUAGUGUUGCUGACUGACGCUGAUUAAGCAGACCUUCUUACCAAACAGUGCAUAAACCCCUUCAUUGUGUGGAUUUCAUCAACGUAGCCUACGUUCUUAUUAACCGGUGAAGUGUUCGUCCACCAUGGUUGGGACUUUCCCGCUUCUGUCAGUGCAGCCAACGCGGGGGCUCGUGGAUGAGAAGAUCCAGGUAGUUGUGAGGAAUUUACCUUCAGCGCUCUCGGUGACACUACAUUCCCUUCAUCGCUCUGAGGAUAAGGACCUUUGGGAGGCGUUCGGCCAUUACACCAGCGACGGCCAAGGCACGGUGACAGUUGCUAAGGAUGCCAGUCUUGGAGGAACAUAUGAAGGAGCAGAGCCCAUGGGUCUACUGUGGAGCAUGCAGCCUGUUCCAGGUAGUCGGACAGGCCUCAGGUUGAGAAAGAUGGAUGUCUUCACUCCUAUGGUGGUACACAUCUCUGUGUACAGUGGGCACAUGACUGAGGGCUUCAGCAAGCAGUCUCCCCUAGCGACCGUUGUCACAGAACGAUGGUACAUGGCACCGGGUGUGUGCAGAAUUGACAUCAGGGAACAUGGAGUCCGAGGGACCCUCUUUUUACCCCCAGGUCCCGGACCCUUCCCUGGGGUGUUGGAUAUGUGGGGAGGGGGUGGGGGGCUAGUGGAGUACCGCUCCGGCCUCCUGGCGUCACACGGUUUUGUUUCCAUGGCGCUAGAGUACCUUUCCCAUGACAAGAACAGAACCUCAGACAUCGAAUCAAAAACCUACUUUGAGAAAGCAUUCAGGAUUGUGAAGGAGCACCCUCUGGUGAUGAAGGACAGAGUUGCUCUGUUUGGUCUCUCCUUUGGGGCGUCAGUCGCCCUCAACUUGGCAGCCUACUCCAAAGACAUCAGCCCCAGGUGCUGUGUGUGUAUCAGUGGGAGUCACGUCUACCCAGUCAACAAGUCCAUCCCCGACGUGAUUAUGAAGAUGAGCGAGCACGGGUAUAAGACCCGAUUUGAUGAAGAUGGCCAUGUGGUCUGGAGAGACAUCAUUCUGCCCAUCCCAACCGACCUUGGAGAGAAAGUGGAUAUGGGGAGGAUAAAGUGUCCAUUGAUGUUGGUCGUCGGGGAGGAUGAUCAGAACUGGGCCACAGUGGAGUCUGCCAAGGACAUAGCCCAGAUGAUGCGUGCAGCGGGUAACGAGCACCUACUGACCAUUCUACAAUACCCUGAUGCUGGACACCUCAUUGAGCCGCCCUACACACCCCACUUCAGAGCCAGCAACUUCAUAGUGCCUCAAACACGACAGAAAGUGAUCAUGUUGUGGGGAGGGUACACCAAGCCGCAUGCCGUGGCUCAGGAAGACUGUUGGGAAAGAAGCCUUAGCUUCCUACGGCAACACCUCUACCCCAGCCCUGACUCUGUCCCAAAGGCCAAGCUGUGAUGUCACACACGAGGAGCAUCAAGGACCUAGUAUGAUUGACUAAGCUAUAACUUUAUAUAAUAUUUUAUAUGUUAAUGUAUUUAAUUUGUUACGACUGAAUGCUUGAAUGAGAGUCAUCAGACCAGUGGACACAGCUGUACAACAUAAAUUGAGGGCUGAUGAGGAGUGUCCACAGUAGUGGGUGCGAGUCUCUCAUUCACUGAACUGCAUGAGUUUCAACCUGCCAAUAGUGUUAACACCUGUGCCUGAAACCUAACUGCCAUAGUACACAGAUGAAUGAUUCUAUUUUUUGAUUCAUGAGGAAAUAAUAGGAAAUGUCUAUGAUGUUUAUAAUAAAUCAGAGGAGUGUGAACAAUAUGUUAUUGAGAGCACGAGAAAGCUA
This is a messenger RNA of Salvelinus namaycush (lake trout), 1811 nucleotides long. Its product is annotated as acyl-coenzyme A thioesterase 5-like. Gene Ontology annotation, biological process: fatty acid metabolic process; acyl-CoA metabolic process. The record is from RefSeq and is a predicted model, not a curated record. NCBI's taxonomy places the organism in Eukaryota, Metazoa, Chordata, Actinopteri, Salmoniformes, Salmonidae. Gene Ontology annotation, molecular function: fatty acyl-CoA hydrolase activity. The transcript has 10 exons. Bases 131 to 1429 code for a protein of 432 amino acids.